Molecule: messenger RNA, 926 nt
Organism: Cucurbita maxima (winter squash)
Lineage: Eukaryota; Viridiplantae; Streptophyta; Magnoliopsida; Cucurbitales; Cucurbitaceae
Exons: 1
Coding region: 157-549 (130 amino acids)
Biological process (GO): mRNA processing
Source: RefSeq, a predicted model, not a curated record
AAAAAAACAAUUUCGCUCAUCCCCGUACUUCACAUUUGCUUAGGGUUUUGGGACGCUGAUUGUUCCUCCAUUUUUCUGCUGAGUUCAUUUCUGUUUUCCAUCUUCAUCUCCUAAGCAUUCUAAAAGAUUCAGUCUCAGAAGCUUCGUUCCGAUUCAAUGGCGUCGAUGCUUCAAAAGCUUGUCAGAAAAUCGUCACCAACUAGACUAAUUGCUGCUUUGGGUACCCAGACCUCACAAAAUCCCUUAAAACCCUACAUUCUUCACCAGCCGCUUGAUUUUGAUAAGAAACCAGAUCGGCAUUGUGAUUCUAAUUUGAACUCUGUUUCUACUUCGGAUCUAUCUCACUUUCCCCUGUUUUACCCUAGUUUUCCAUUUGGGUUUUGCUUGCCACAAAUCUCCUCAUCUGGGAUGCUUCCGUUCGAGCCCGAUUUUGUUGAACAAGAUGAUUCUAGGAAAUUGUGGGCUGAUAGCGUGAAGAAGAAGAGGAAACGGAAGAUGAACAAGCAUAAGUACAAGAAGCUUAGGAAGCGGCUCCGAAGACAGACUUAGUUGCUUUAUUUGGUAAGACUAUAUAUUUUUAUAGUCUUGUAGAAUGGGCUAUAAGAAUUUCAUUUGAUAUUGUGCUCUAGAGGCAAAUUCUUGGAGAUUUUUGUUUCAAGCUCAAGAUUUUUACAGAACAGAUUUGCCUUUUAUUUUCCGGAAUAAGUUUGGAAUUGUUCUGUUAACCAAACGAUUCAUAUGAGUAAAAUAGUGAUGAUACAUUGUUGGUAGGGUUAUAUUGCAGAUUUUGUUUUCUGUUUGCUUCUCUUCUAAAAUUGGUACUGAUGUAAGAUGAAGGGUUGCUAUCUAGCUUAUUCCCCAUUGAAUCUCUGUAAUGCCUAAAUUUUCUGCUUAUACCAUUAAACACUGUGGUCUUGAAUUAUCAA